CGACCCAUAGUCCGUGGCUCGACGAUCGUGUAGCUGUUCCGAAGCUUACCAUGCUUCACGGAGAUAUCGCUAGUGGAAAGUUUCGUCAGACGAAAGUGGUUUAUUGCGCGCGACCGCUCACCGCGGCUAAAUCGUCCGAGCAACGUGUCCGCAUUGUGGAAACCGUACAUUCGUGCGUGCUAUAGUGGACAGUUUUGGCGGAGAUUACGAAUUCGCGACCCGUGCACGGGGGAACCCGUGAUAUAUCCGUGAUUUCGUGACGAGGCCCCCCCCCCCCCUCCGGACGACGUCGAAAGCGGAGACGCCUGGUCUCGGAGGACGUCGCGAACGUGAUCACUGGCGGACAACGACACGUGGAGAGACGGGGCUUUUUGUUUGAUCGCGUCGAGAGCACGGAAAAACGCCUGGUUAGGUCGAUCGACGAGGGACGAAAACGGGCUCUGGAGGGAGAGGAGCGAAGGGAGACGUCCAGAGUGUGGCCCAUUUCCCUUAUCACGAUAAAGCGCGUUGCACCGAGCGGGCAGUGGUCGCCGAGAGGCCUCGCGACAGAACGCGGAGCGAUCGUUUUCACGUACGGAUCAGUUCGGUCGUGGAUCGUAGACGCGAUGGAUCGAACAGCCGCGAGGUCGUCGCCGUCUUGCUCGCCAUCGUCGAUCGAGCGUCUCUGAUCGCACGUGAACGGACCUCGGGGAUUACCCAUUCGUGGAAAAUGGACGUGGAACUGGUCACUCGGGCGUCCUUGAAUUCCCUGCAGACCAGGGACGAUGCACGGAUCGUCACGCCCAACUGUCUCGACGAAUGGACCUGGUCCAGCUUGAGAAAACAGUUCAAAUACAAGAGCCUGGAGAAGCUGUUCACGUUGUACCAGAGGAAGGUCCAAUAUGGUAAUCUGUCGCUGUUCGGUCUGCUGCAACUGGUGCUCGGGACCACGUAUUGUUUGAUCUUGGUUACAGCGGUCCAUAUAGAGAACUGCGUGCCGGACGUGAUCGUCCACAGCGUGGGCAGCGCGCUGCUGUGCCCAGUGAUCGCGAUCUCCUUCCGGUUGAAGAUUAUCGCCGAGAACACCUACAUGCCCGUCAUGCUGUCCUGCCUGAUCGUGGUUCUGUUGGUGAUCGGCGAUCUGGCCGUUCCGUUGUACUACACCCUCACCUGCACCGAGGACCUACCACCGAUAAGACCGGCGUACGCGACGCACGCGCUACUGGCUUGUUACAUCUUCCUGCCUCUCACGGAGAAUCUGCACGCUUUCGUACUCGGGAUCACGGCCACCAUAUGCUACCUGGCCACUCUGUCGUUGAUCACUUACAGAAACACCACCGAUUACACCACAAAGAUCAUCACGGACACGAUAUACUUCGUAUGCGUGAACGGCCUAGGACUGUACUUUCGAUUCAUGAACGAGGUUUGCAUCAGACGAUCCUUCCUCGAUCGACGGAAGUGCGUCGAGUCUACCCUGCGACUGACUUACGAAAAGGAUCAAGAGGAACAGCUCACGCGGAGUAUACUGCCGCAACACAUAGCUACGAAGAUCAAGAAAGACUUUCGGGAUAUUUUCAAGUUCAUUGAGGAGCACAAGAAACCUCCGCCCAAGGGACGAUCUCACAGCGACCUGUGCGUCGAGACGCAUAAAAACGUCAGCAUUCUGUACGCGGACGUGGUGAAUUUUUCUGGCCUGACCGUGGCGUUACCUGUACGAAAAUUGGUCGAAACGUUGAACGAUCUAUUUGGCCGUUUCGACGAGGCUUCCGAGAGGCACAAUGUCCUGCGAAUAAAGUUCCUGGGCGAUUGUUACUAUUGCGUGAGCGGGGUACCAACCCCGAACUCCCAGCACGCGAAGAGCUGCGUGGAUCUAGGGCUCGAUAUGAUCAAGAUCAUCAAGGAAGUAAGAGAGAGACUACGCCGUGAGUGCGGAGUGGACGUGAACAUGCGGAUCGGUGUUCAUUCUGGUAGCAUAAUAUCGGGGAUUCUGGGCGCUAAUAAAUGGCAGUACGACGUUUGGUCCCGCGACGUCGUCAUAGCCAACAAGAUGGAGCAGACUGGUAAACCGGGCAAGGUUCACGUCACCCAGCAGACGUUGGACCUGGUGAACGCGACAGAGUACGACUGCGUCCCCGUGGAGUCGUUGAACGACGAGAUCCUGAAGAAGUACGACAUUCGUAGCUACCUGAUCACGCCCACGACGCCCGUCGACGCUACCACCACGCAGAACAACGAGAACAACUUGACCGUCAUAACGCCGGACUCGUCGCCGGUCGCCAACAGGCAUUACGUGAGAUUCUACAACGUCAGGUCCACCAGCGUCACGUCCAACUCCAGGAACAGCAGACGUUUGACCGCUACUAUUAAUAACCACGUCGACGUGCUGGCCAACACCUACAGACGACGAACGCACUUCAUGGACGCCUGUUUGAAGGAUUACCAUCUGAUGCUGAAAGCCGCGGACACGGAGAUGGAGAAUGCUAUUAAGCAAAUGCCGCUCACCAAGUGGGAACAGUGGUUCAAAUGGGAGCACAUAAAUCCAUUGUUGUUAACGUUUCAACAAUGGAACUGGGAGAUUCCGUUUCUGAAGGAACCGGACCCGCUAUUCAAAUUUUACAUCAGCUCCGCCACUUUCGUCCUGAUAUUUAUGGGACUUAUUUACUUGGUACCUACGCUUUCUUUUUCCGAAUGGCACGCGAGCACGGCGGUCAGUUAUUCGGUGGCUAUGUUAUUUUUGAUCGCUUUACUGCCGAUAGCCUGGAUGCAUUUCGCGUGGAACUGGUACAAGGACCCUCACGACGAACACGAGGGGCAAGUUCCCCAUCCACGUAAUAAAUUACUGUGUUUUCUCUAUCAGAGCAGCGUGAAGGUUGUUUGGAGCGCCUAUCUCAGGACGAUCCUCUACCUGGUGAUAACGAUAAUGUUAGCGGCGUGUGCCAUGUUCGAUAUGAUCUUCGAAUGUAAAAACGUGGACAAGCUUGCCAACAACAACAUAACGUCCAGCGUGGCUGAGUCUGGUGCAUCCGAUCUCGGCUGUAUAGCCACACCUUGGCAAAUGACGCAAACUUGUUCCCUGGCAAUCCUCACGAGUUUUUUGUUUCUGCGAGUUCAUUACGUCCUAAAGCUAGUAAUAGGCAUCGCUGUAGUGGGAUUUUAUUCAGGGAAUGUUUGGAUACAUCGUUCGAAUUUGUUUCAGUCGGGCGACAGGUGGAAUCCGCACUUAGAACCGAGCCUGGCGCACAUUUUAAGCGUAGUUUUCCUUACAUUUUCUUUGCAUCUCAUUGACCGUCAGGCAGAGUACCUGAGCAGACUGGACUAUCUGUGGAAACGUCAGCUAACGAAGGAACAGGACGAAGCGUUCCACACGAGGAACGCUAAUAAACUUCUGCUACGCAACAUCUUGCCUGAACACGUUGCAAAGUUCUACUUGAACAUGAACAGAACCGAGGAGAACGAACCCUAUCACGAGGCUCACAACAACGUGGCCGUCAUGUUUGCCUCGUUGAUGGAUCUCUGCAUCGACGAGAGCGACAUCCUGGCGGACCUCAACGAGAUCAUCUGCGAAUUCGACAAACUGUUGUUCGAGUCGCAUUUUGUUUGCCGGAUCGAGAAGAUCAAGAUCGCUGGCACUACGUACAUGGCAGCCUGUGGAUUAGAAGCCAGUCGACGUGAUUCGAUGCUCAGUACCGAGGACGAGGAAGACUUUAACGACAACAUAGUAAAAGUGAUGGCUCAGUUUGCGGCUGAAAUGAUGGAAGUCCUAGAUAAAUUAAAUGCUAGAUCAUUCUACACGUCGAAACCCUAUAGGUUGAGAAUUGGAAUAUCUCACGGUGAGGUGACGGCUGGAGUAGUGGGCGCUCAGAAGCCAUUGUAUGAUAUUUGGGGGGACGCUGUUAACAUGGCAUCGAGGAUGGACACAACCGGUGUCCCAGGAAAGAUACAGGUCACGGAGGAAACUGCGGCCGUGCUCGAACAGCAGGGCGUCAAGUGCCACCUUCGAGGAUCCACGUACGUGAAACCAAAGGGAUACGUGACGACGUAUUUCGUGGGGAUCGAUGAGAAACGAAAGCUCCAGCGGACGGACUCCAUCGAAGAAACCAGACUGUGAUCGAAACAAGCUGAUUUCGAACAAUCGAACCUACCUCGGUCGUGGUGGCCGCGUUGAUCCCGAAAGACGGUGUGAAAAGUGAGACAUUAGGUAUCUAGGUGAACGCAGAAAGACAGAAAAAAGAAAAAAAGAAAACCAAAGAAAAUUCGAAAGACCAAAGAACGAGAAGCACAGUUGUACAGCUGUAAUUCUGUGUGGAAUACCUCAAGAAAAAAAAAGAAAAAAAAAAAAAAAGAAACAGUGAUAUGCAACGUUGUUGUGAAUCGACAAAAAGGAAUUUUAAAUAGCAUCUUUUUACGAAGGAACUGAGAAUGAUUUUAUACGACCAGUACAUGUGUAAGAACAGCUUUAUACGCAACGCGUGAAUGGUCGAGAUAUUGUCAUCACCGAACAAACAUUUGAUUUGUGUAUUUAGAACGUUUAUAUUGUACAUAAACAAACGUGUUUUUAAAUGGUUACACUCGGGAGACGCUGUCCUUAAACGAUGCACAACCCAGUUGAAAGUACGAUGUAAUUAAUCAUCGGUUGUAUGAUUCAGGGAGAAAAGGAUUUGUCGAUAGUCGUAAAUCUGAUCAGUAAACAAACGAUACGGUUUCGAGUUUCGGUCAAUUCCUUUCCUGCCUACGUUCGCAUUGGUAAUUGUUUGCAAGCGACAAUUCAACACUUAGUGAUUCGAGAGAUAAUCAAAACAGAUGCAUGUGUUUUAUUUGUGUCGAUGCAUGCGAAUGAUAACGACGUUUCUCAGCUGUAUGUUAAAUGUACGAUGUACCGUGUCUGAUAAAGAAAAAAGGUAGAUAGUUCGAGAUAUUUAUUAACGUAGACUCUGGAUACGAGAAGGGUUCUUUCGGACGAGCAUCUGCGCGAACUAGUACGUUUGUCCCUUUUCUCGCACUUGUAUUCACUUUUUCAAUCGAAAACCUCUACAUUACGUGCAAAUUUACUCCGAGAUUAUAGUAAAGAUUCAGCCUUGUAUAAACGCACAGUUUCGUGCUUCUAUAAAUGGCUAAACGAACCAAAGUGCGAAAAAGAAAGAAUUAUUCCUGGGAAAAAUUUUAAUGGGGGAUU
Messenger RNA from Colletes gigas, 5152 nucleotides. It is a transcript of the gene ACXD, whose product is annotated as adenylate cyclase type 2. The record is from RefSeq and is a predicted model, not a curated record. The coding region runs from base 710 to 4087 and encodes 1125 amino acids. Gene Ontology annotation, biological process: cAMP biosynthetic process; intracellular signal transduction; adenylate cyclase-activating G protein-coupled receptor signaling pathway. Gene Ontology annotation, molecular function: adenylate cyclase activity. The transcript is spliced from 21 exons. NCBI's taxonomy places the organism in Eukaryota, Metazoa, Arthropoda, Insecta, Hymenoptera, Colletidae.